This is a messenger RNA of Capsella rubella, 1955 nucleotides long. Its product is annotated as TBC1 domain family member 15. The coding region runs from base 308 to 1609 and encodes 433 amino acids. The transcript has 12 exons. Lineage: Eukaryota; Viridiplantae; Streptophyta; Magnoliopsida; Brassicales; Brassicaceae. Gene Ontology annotation, molecular function: GTPase activator activity. Gene Ontology annotation, biological process: activation of GTPase activity. The record is from RefSeq and is a predicted model, not a curated record.
AGGAAUGAACUCCGUUAUUUGUGGUAAAAUUCUAAUGAUGAGACCAGCUCGUGAUCAACAUUGAUAGAAGAAAGAAACUUUAGUAGACGAAAUCAAAAAAAAGCAUUUACCAAGUUUCUGUCUUUUGGACUCCCACCAAUCCACUAACCUUCAAGGCUGGGUGGUGCCCCUUAAAUUCUUUUAAUUUCUUCAUUUUUGAUCGAUCUUUUGAGGUUUUAAGGGGAUCCCGAUCCAGUCUUUUGUUUCUUUCCUUCAAAUUCCUUUCUUUUUUUCUUUUUUGCCCGGGAAGAAGAUUCUCAUUCCAUAGAUGUGGGGAGGCGCAGCUGAGCCAGCAGAUUCUUACUACCAGGUUCGUCCUGAGUGCACCGAUGUGCCCAAGACCAGAUUUAAAAUCAAGCCUGGUAAAACUUUAAGUGUAAGAAAAUGGCAGGCUGCGUUUGUCCAAGAAGGGUCUCUCGAUAUUGGCAAGACUCUAAGACGAAUCAGAAGAGGGGGAAUCCAUCCAUCAAUUAGGGGUGAAGUAUGGGAAUUCCUACUUGGCUGUUAUGAUCCAAUGAGCACAUUCGAAGAAAGAGAGCAAACCCGACAACGCAGAAGAUUGCAAUAUGCUUCUUGGAAGGAGGAAUGUAAGCAAAUAUUUCCCGUCAUUGGAAGUGGAAGAUUUAUUACUGCACCUGUAAUUACUGAAAAUGGUCAACCCAACUAUGAUCCUCUUGUACUUCAGGAAAUAAAUUUAGGUACAAACUCAAAUGGUUCAGAUUUCCUUAAAGAGCUCACAAAUCGUGGACCUCUCGAUAAAAAAGUAAUUCAAUGGCUGCUAACUCUUCACCAGAUAGGUCUUGAUGUGAACCGUACUGACAGGACCUUGGUAUUUUAUGAGAAAAAGGAGAAUUUGUCAAAGCUCUGGGAUAUUCUGUCUGUUUACGCCUGGAUAGACAACGAUGUGGGGUACUGUCAAGGAAUGAGUGAUCUUUGUUCCCCAAUGAUUAUUCUUCUUGAAGACGAAGCUGAUGCCUUUUGGUGUUUUGAGCGGCUUAUGCGUCGAUUGCGAGGAAAUUUCCGUAGCACUGGGAGAUCUGUUGGAGUUGAAGCUCAACUUACUCAUUUGUCUACAAUUACUCAGAUUGUUGACCCCAAACUUCACCAACAUCUAGAUAAGCUGGGUGGAGGUGACUAUCUCUUUGCGAUUCGGAUGCUGAUGGUUCAAUUCCGAAGAGAAUUCUCAUUUUGCGACUCUCUGUACCUUUGGGAGAUGAUGUGGGCCCUCGAGUACGACCCUGAUCUUUUUGAUGUAUAUGAAGCGCAUCAAUGCGGGAGUGAGAAAACUGAAGGGUUGAAAGGUAAAACGAAGUCAAUUAAGCAAUGUGGUAAAUAUGAGAGACAAAACAUGAGGAAUGGAGGAAAAACUGCAGAAGGUCCUUUGCCUAUAUCGGUAUUCCUAGUGGCCAGCGUCUUGAAAGACAAGAGUUCUAAGCUAAUGACAGAAGCUCGUGGACUCGACGAUGUUGUUAAGAUACUUAACGACAUGACUGGGAAUUUGGAUGCCAAGAAAACAUGUUCUGGAGCCAUAAAGAUUCACAAGAAAUAUCUAAGAAAGGCUAAGAAAUAGCAUUGGCGAACUAUCAUGAUUCUGCGGGUAUACACCUUGCAGAGUCAUGUGAAGCUUUUCGUUUAUUUGAUUUGCUAUCUAUGCAGUUUGAUACAAAAAGAUCUGGCGGGAAAUCGACUAUCAGAUUUUGAAGAUCUUCUUGUAUUUGUAAGCUGGAAGAACCUCGGAGCCUUGAAAUACUCUUAACACACACACACACACAUCAAAAAGCAAAGAAACAUAAUUUGUAACAUGUUCAUAAAAGUAAAUGUUGCAUCCCCCAAUAUAUGUAUACAAUUUUUUUUCUUUUGUAUUUACCAAAGGACAAAAAAGAACGAAUGAGAAUGUUCCUAUAUUUCCAAGCCCA